GUUGACUUUCAAUGAGCAAUCCCCUAACCCAUCUAGGCACACCUUUGAACUUCUUGAAUGUUCUCAUAGAAAGUCAUCGACUGCCCGCCUUUCCGGGUAGGUCUGGGGGGUCAUCUGCGCUUCCCACACUUUUUUUUUCACUCGGGAUGGAUUGGGGGGAGGAGUUUUGGGGAUCCCAGUUAAAUUCCCCUGGUCUUUCCCUCCCCCCGCAAAGACGUCGCACACACAGACAAUCGGGUUUAGGAGGUCGCUGCUUCUGCGGGGGAACAAUAUCAUUAGACACGCUCUCGUACUAAAAUAGAACCGCCGCUGUGGAAAUUUUCUUUCCCCUAUCCCCUCUCUCUUUCUCUUCCAGAUUGCACAUGUCAUGCUCUCAGGUAGAUCACGACUUCAUGUCCACCGAGAUUAGCUUUGAACACUUUGACCCCACGCUGGAGCUAGGCACUUUGGAUGAAAAUGGCAAGCCUAUUCGUCCAAAGAAGAAACCUGGAAGGAAACCCAAUCCUCCUAGUCCUGCACAACGAAAAGCUCAAAACAGAGCAGCACAGCGCGCGUUUCGCGAAAGAAAGCAACGAGAAAUGAGAGAAGCCGAGCAUACCAUUCGACGAACCGUGUUUGCUCGAGAAAAGGCUCUCAAAGACUUGGCGGAAGCCCAAAAGCGAAUCAAACAACUAGAAUAUGAAAGUCAGCAUCUGAAGGGCAUGCUAUUAACCUAUAAGGUUGCUUGCUUUUCUCAUGGCGUGGAUGUGCCCAAGUUCUGGGCUGAAGCUGGUAAUACCACCGAUGCCUACGGUGCUGAAGUCCUCAGUUACUCAAAGUGCAAGACGGUUCCACAUGCUUUAGAACUGUAUCUUGAUAAAGAUCUUCAUAUUAUCACCGACACCGACGAAGACGAUCAAACUCAAGUCUAUAAGCCUAUUCCUGGAGCUUUCCCUAUGCCCGAAUUGGAUCCAGAAAACAUGCAACUGACAUUGACCAAUUUCCCUAUACCGUUACCGUUGACGGCUCAUCAUUUAGAAGCCCUUCUUAGCUGCAACAUUUUCCCGAAUAUCGUCCAGCAAUUAAAUGCCGGAGAUCUCAAAUUUUUCACCAAUCCCAAUAUUCAGACCACUACCCCAAUCGGAGCAGCACGUGAAUCCUCGGUAGCCAAAGAGGAACCACUGGAUGAUGAAGCAGAGUUGCGGCGAUUGAAGCAAGAAAAUGACGAAGGUUACAAAGUUUUGCCUCCUAUGACACCGGUGGAUGCCCUAAAAUAUAUGCGCCAAGAACCCGAUGCCCAACAUAGUGAAUUUACUGCAUUAUUCGAGCCUACUGAACUGCAGAUGACGGUUCCCCACGAUUCUCGCAUCGACAUUGUACCUGGAGCCGGCAUGCGAGAUCGAAUGAUCAUCUUCAGAGAUCUCUACGAUGCCAACGAACUUUUCACCGUUCUGCUCGAAUCUUCGUUCUUUUUGGGUGGUCAGAUUGGAGACCCUGACUGUUGGUAUGUGCCGCCAUCCUUCCUCAAAAAGUUUUGGUACCUCUGCCCCAAUCAUUUACCCAUGCGACGAGCCGACAACUCCAUGGAAAUUAUGAUCAACCUUGGGCAUAGGAUGACGGAGAAGUUAUGGGAACGCAAAGGAAUGCAUACUGAACGAGAAAAAUACGUGGAUCAUUUCCCUGCGAUUACCAAAGGCUUCCAGGGAUUGACCAUUGCUGCUCCCUCUUCUAUUUCUGAAAUGACUUCGGCCGGUACCGAAAGCGAUUCAUUUAUCAAAGAAAGCAGCGAAGAGUUGCCUAUGGAUGUGGUAAUGGAUAUCAUGGAGUCCAUGCCUCCCUUGACUUCACCCCUAGUGCAAUUCGUGUAAAGGAAAAAAAAAUUCUUAUCCUUCGGUUACCCUGCUGCUUUUCGUUCUGCCAUAUAAACCUCAUACUCCUUUGUCUAUAGCUUGCUCACUCCCGCUCAUCUUGACCUUUCUUCCAGACGUUCUGCUCUUUCAUGUAAUUAUUUAUGACCCAAUUUAUUUAAAAAAAAAAUACCAAUUACUUGCGUACACGGAUGAUGUCAAUCCCAGUGUGUGGAUAAAAUGAGAAGGAUUUUUUCAUUGUUUCCUAAGGGUCUGGUUUGAGCACGGAACCUCCCCCAACUUUGACGUUGAACACAACGUCGUCGUUACUUUCACAUGUCAGUCCCAACCUUUGGGUUUUUU
Molecule: messenger RNA, 2189 nt
Organism: Umbelopsis ramanniana AG
Lineage: Eukaryota; Fungi; Mucoromycota; Umbelopsidomycetes; Umbelopsidales; Umbelopsidaceae
Exons: 4
Coding region: 363-1847 (494 amino acids)
Biological process (GO): regulation of DNA-templated transcription
Molecular function (GO): DNA-binding transcription factor activity
Source: RefSeq, a predicted model, not a curated record